CGCCGAUCGUCUUCCACCUCGCCUUCGUCUCCGCCGAUUUGUCUCCACCCACCCACCUGCCGUCCUCACUCCCCUCCGCCGGCCCGCCCGUUCAGAGUGACGAAAUGGCCGUGUCGACGGAGCUGCCGGAGGCCGGGUCCCCGCAGGAGCAGGAGCAGGGGACGGAGGCGCCGCCCGGCCCCGGCCUGCGGUACAACUCGCCGCUGGUCCAGGUGUCGCUGAUCGGGCUGGUGUGCUUCUGCUGCCCGGGCAUGUUCAACGCGCUGUCCGGGCUGGGCGGCGGCGGGCAGUUCGACCACACCACGGCCGACAACGCCAACACGGCGCUCUACGCCUGCUUCGCCAUCUUCGGCGUCCUCGGCGGCGCCGCGCACAACCUGCUCGGCCCGCGCCUCACGCUGCUCCUCGGCUCCCUCACCUACCCGCUCUACGCCGCCUCCUUCCUCUACUACAACCACCGCAAGUCCCAGACGUUCCCCAUCAUCGCCGGCGCGCUCCUCGGCGCCGGCGCGGGCCUGCUCUGGGCGGCGCAGGGCGCCAUCAUGACCUCGUACCCGCCGCCCAACCGCCGGGGCAGCUACAUCUCGCUCUUCUGGUGCCUCUUCAACCUGGGCGGCGUGCUGGGCGGCCUCCUCCCCUUCUCCUUCAACUACGCCCGCACCGACGCCGGCAGCGUCAACGACGCCACCUACGGGGCCUUCAUCGGCUUCAUGCUCCUCGGCGCCGCGCUCACCUUCCUCGUCCUGCCGCCCGCCAGGAUCGUCCGCGACGACGGCACGCGCGCCACCAGGGUCACCUACUCCUCCGUGUCCACCGAGGGGUGGGAGAUCCUCAAGCUCUUCACCAACUGGAGGAUGCUGCUCAUCCUGCCCGCCGCAUGGGCCAGCAACUUCUUCUACACCUACCAGUUUAACAACGUCAAUGGCCUCCUCUUCACCCUCCGCACCAAGGGCCUCAACAACGUUUUCUACUGGGGCGCGCAGAUGAUCGGCUCCGCCGGCAUCGGAUACUUCCUCGACUUCGGCUUCGCCAGCCGCAGGAAGCGGGGCCUCAUGGGGGUCGCCGCCGUCGCCCUCCUCGGCACCGCCAUCUGGGCCGGCGGCCUCGCCAACCAGCUCAGGUACCUCGACGGCGAAUUCCCCGACAAGAUCGACUUCAAGGAGGGCCGCCGCUACGCCGGGCCCUUCCUGCUCUACUUCAGCUACGGCCUCAUGGACGCCAUCUUCCAGAGCCUCAUCUACUGGAUCAUCGGCGCACUCGCAAACGACUCGCAGAUCCUAAGCAGAUACGUUGGGUUCUACAAGGGUGUGCAGAGCGCAGGAGCAGCCGUGGCAUGGCAGGUCGACACCCACAAGACAUCCCUGCUGUCGCAGCUGAUCGUCAACUGGGGGCUGUGCACCGUCAGCUACCCGCUGCUGGCCGUCCUGGUGCUCCUGGCCGUGAAGGACGAGGACUACUCGGUGUCCAACGUCGACGACGGCGGCAAGGAGAAAGACACCAAGAUGGCCGCGCCAUCAAGCUUCCACUGAGGAGAGGAUACGUUUCAGUUAUUCAUCCGCGUGUUCGCCUGCCGUGAUAUUUCACAAGUACAAUGGUUUAGGCCGUGGUGUAGGCGUGAGUACUCACUGAUUGAUCAUCGUGCAAUCUUUGUGUUGUGUCAGAUUGUUACUGGUGUGUGUGUGUGUGGUUCAUGGCAGUGGUGUAGUGUUCAUUGGCAACACCAUGUGGCAAUUUUUUUCUCUGUUUUCAUUGUCGUCGGUUCACUUUAGCUGCAGUAAAUGGUAACAAUACAGAGUAUACAGCUUCA
This is a messenger RNA of Aegilops tauschii subsp. strangulata, 1807 nucleotides long. Its product is annotated as UNC93-like protein 1. NCBI's taxonomy places the organism in Eukaryota, Viridiplantae, Streptophyta, Magnoliopsida, Poales, Poaceae. The record is from RefSeq and is a predicted model, not a curated record.